AUCUCUACAGUCAAAACAACUGUACUAAGUCAUCUGAAGGUGGGCUCUUCCUACAUGGUGAAGACCUGAAUUGGACACAGAAACCUACAGAGAGAGAAGAGCAUAUCAGAAACUACACAGAUCUUCCAGAACAUGAUCAGAAGAUAGCAUCAUACACCAUGAUCAUGGCCCCCCGGAAGAGGAAUCGUCAUGCGUUGGGGUUUCUUUGUUGUUUUGGGGGUAGCGACCUCCCUGAAAUCAACCUCAAGGACAAUAACCCCCUGCAAUUCCUUGAGUUUUCUGUCCCAAUCCCACCAGCAGAAGAGCUCAAUGCCAGAUUCUCCGAACUUGUGGAUGAAUUGGAUCUCACAGACAAGAACAGAGAGGCUAUGUUUGCACUCCCUCCAGAGAAGAAAUGGCAAAUUUACUGCAGCAAAAAGAAGGAACAAGAAGAUCCUAAUAAGCUUGCUACCAGCUGGCCAGAUUACUACAUUGACCGCAUCAAUUCCAUGGCAGCAAUGCAGACUCUGUAUGCUUUCGAUGAAGAAGAAACAGAAAUGAAAAAUAAAAUAGUUGAAGACUUGAAGACAGCUCUGCGGACUCAGCCCAUGAGGUUUGUGACCAGGUUUAUUGAGCUGGAUGGCCUGAGCUGUUUGCUGAACUUCCUGAAGAGCAUGGACUAUGAGACCUCAGAGAGCCGUAUACACACAUCCGUUAUAGGGUGUAUCAAGGCACUGAUGAACAACUCCCAAGGACGGGCUCACGUCCUGGCUCAUCCAGAGAGCAUCAACAUCAUCUCCCAAAGCUUACGGACUGAGAACAUUAAGACCAAGAUUGCUGUGCUGGAGAUCCUAGGGGCUGUCUGCUUGGUACCAGAUGGUCACAAGAAAGUCUUGCAAGCCAUGCUUCACUACCAAGUCUAUGCUGCAGAAAGGACAAGAUUUCAGACAUUGUUGAAUGAGCUAGACCGAAGCAUGGGGCGAUAUCGAGAUGAAGUAAAUCUCAAAACAGCCAUCAUGUCCUUUAUCAAUGCUGUUCUGAAUGCUGGUGCUGGUGAGGAUAAUUUGGAGUUCCGAUUACACCUACGGUAUGAGUUUCUAAUGCUGGGAAUUCAACCUGUCAUUGACAAGCUAAGAGGACAUGAGAAUGCCACACUGGACAGACACUUAGAUUUCUUUGAGAUGGUCAGAAAUGAAGAUGACCUGGAACUUGCCAAGCGGUUUGACCUGAUCCACAUUGACACAAAAAGUGCCUCUCAGAUGUUUGAGUUGAUCAAAAAGAGAUUGAAGCACACAGAUGCCUAUCCCUACUUGUUAUCCAUCCUCCAGCACUGCCUGCAGAUGCCAUAUAAGAGGAAUGGAGGAAACUUCCAGCAGUGGCAGCUGUUGGAUAGAAUACUCCAACAAAUUGUUCUUCAGGAUGAACGAGGAGAUGAUCCUGAUAUAGCUCCAUUGGAAAACUUCAAUGUCAAAAAUAUCAUUAAAAUGCUGGUGAAUGAAAACGAAGUCAAGCAGUGGAGGGACCAGGCAGAGAAGUUUCGGAAAGAUCAUGCCGAGCUGAUGAGCAGGCUAGAGAAGAAGGAGCGGGAAUGUGAGACAAAGACCCAGGAGAAAGACGAAAUGAUGAAGACACUGAACAAAAUGAAGGACAAGCUGCAGAAGGAAUCCUUGGAGUUGCGCCAGACCCGGGACCAGAUGAACGACCUGGUGGCUCAACUUAAUGAGUUCUCGCAAGGGGGCAGCAUUUCCUUCCCACCCCCACCACCCCCCCCUCCAGGUGGCCCAUUAGCUUUGUCAUCUUCUCACAUGUCUGAGAAUUUGCCACCACUGCCACCUCCUCUGCCUUUCUCCAGCUGUCCCCCUCCUCCUGCUCCACCACCUCCUCCAGGAGGACCUCCUCCCCCACCAGGAGCACCACCUUUCUUCAGCAUGGGGAUGCCACCCCCCUCAACAACCGCUUUCAGCAGCAGUGGCACCAGCCUGAAGAAGAAGUCGAUCCCGCAGCCUUCACACCCACUGAAAUCCUUCAACUGGGCUAAGCUGAGUGAGGAGAGGAUCCAUGGCACAAUCUGGAAUGAGAUUGAUGAUUUAAAGGCAUUCAAGGUGCUGGAUCUAGAAGAUUUUGAAAAGAUGUUCUCCGCAUAUCAGAGACACCAGGAUCUGCUAACUAACCCCUCCUCCUGUAAGCAGAAAGAGAUGGGUUCAACAGAAGACCUUUACCUCUCCACACGAAAGGUGAAAGAGCUCUCUGUGAUUGAUGGCCGGAGGGCCCAGAAUUGUGUCAUUCUCCUUUCCAAGCUGAAGCUGUCUAAUGAAGAAAUCAGACAAGCAAUCUUGAAGAUGGAUGAACAAGAAGACCUAGCAAAAGAUAUGCUUGAGCAGCUGCUGAAGUUUGUUCCUGAAAAGAGCGAUACUGACCUGCUGGAGGAGCAUAAACACGAAAUUGAGCGGAUGGCCCGGGCGGAUCGUUUCCUCUUUGAAAUGAGCAGGAUUGACCACUAUCAGCAGCGGCUGCAAGCAUUAUUCUUUAAGAAGAAGUUUCCAGAAAGGCUGGCAGAAGCAAAACCAAAAGUGGAAGCCAUUCUUCUGGCAUCCAAAGAACUCAUCCGAAGCAAGCGUUUGAGGCAACUUCUGGAGGUUGUUCUGGCCUUUGGGAAUUAUAUGAACAAGGGCCAAAGGGGAAGUGCUUAUGGCUUCAAAGUUUCCAGCCUGAACAAAAUUGCAGACACCAAAUCCAGCAUAGACAGGAAUAUUACACUGUUGCACUACUUAAUUAUGAUCUUUGAGAAGAACUAUCCAGAUAUCCUAGAUAUUCAGUCUGAGUUGCAGCAUCUUCCAGAAGCAGCAAAAGUCAACCUGGUAGAGCUGGAGAAGGAAGUCAACAACAUAAAGACUGGAUUGAAAGCUGUUGAAGCUGAACUGGAUUAUCAGAAGAGACGCAUGAGGGAAUCAGGGGAUAGGUUCGUUCCUGUCAUGAGUGAUUUCAUCACUGUGGCCAGUUUCAGUUUCUCAGAGUUAGAAGACCUUCUCAACGAGGCUAGAGACAAGUAUGCCAAGGCACUGAAGCAUUUUGGAGAGAGCGAGGGCAAGAUGCAGCCAGAUGAAUUUUUUGGCAUCUUCGACACUUUCUUACAGUCAUUUGCAGAGGCCAAGCAAGAUCUGGAGAACAUGAGGAAGAAAAAGGAAGAAGAGGAGCGCAGGGCACGCAUGGAGGCCAUGCUAAAAGAGCAGAGGGAAAAAGAGAGACGACAAAAGAAAGCGAAAGCUGGAAGCAUCUCUGAAGAGAGUGGGGAGUUUGAUGACCUGGUGUCAGCAUUAAGGUCGGGUGAAGUCUUUGACAAAGACUUAUCCAAGCUCAAGCGUAACCGCAAGCGUUCGGGGAACCAAGGCUUAGAGACAAGCCGGGAGCGGGUGGUGACAAAGCUAAAUUAUUAACGACAAGAGGAAGAAAAAUAAUCAACCAAAAGAAGGUGUUGAAAAAGUGCAAAACAAGGAAGACGAAUGUGUGCGAUGGCGCCUGGCUGACAGCUGCCCCAAAGGAUUUCUUUGGUCUGUGGCUAGAGACGUUACCUUUCCAUGAUCAGCUUUCCUCUCAUCCCUCUUCUGUGCUCCUAAUUUGAACCAUUAUAAAAGUGCCUCUGUGGAACCAGCAGGGCCUGUGACUGGGCCACGCAAAGCUGACAGAUUUGCUUCUGGGAGUUUAUUGUGUCAUCAAAGGCCUCAUGGUGAUGACAGAAAGUACUUGGGCCUUGUGGACUGCCUCACAGCUGGAGAAAGAUAAUUUUCUGUGUGCCAAAGUGAAAGCUAGUCACGAUCUCCAUCUUGCUGAUAACAAGCAAGACUAAUUUCAGAGCAGCUCUGUAAAUACCUGUUGCUUCUUCCCCAUCUAGAUUGGCCUUCAGGGGCUUGUCAAGAUGUGGUUCUUGAGGUUUCCAAUUCCCUUCCAAAACUGGAUUUUAUAAGCCAUUGAUUAGCACCUGAAAAAUGCUUUUGAUCUCAUGUUCUGUGUAGCAUUUUUGUGUGGCCUACACUGUCCUAAUCAAGUGAUGCUCAGAAGGAAGUAAUAAGGUUCAGGAACAAAUUGAAGUUCAAGAAUCAGGAUCAACAUAAAAUACUUUUCAAAAGCCUUUUGAAUUCUGCUUUUCUAGAAGCAGUUUUCUGGAAUUUGUUGAUGGUUGAGCCUUGAAGCUAUGAAAUGCAUCUUCUAGAAAGAAGCUCUGGCUUUUCUUUAGAAAACCAAGCCACUGCCAGGUUGGGGUUACAGGUGUAUGACGGAAGCCUGUUGGCAUUGCUGGAGGGUGGGAGGGAAACAGAGGAAUGUUUCUUACCUGUUUGUGCAAGAUUUCUUAGUGUGACCCAAUGGAAAUUGGGAGUUCCCUGGUGUCAUCCACAGGUCACAAGUAGCAAAAAACAAACAGGGUCACUGGCUGCAAAAAAAAGAGAUUUCCUUUCCACUUGAUGCUAGCUGUGAUUGCUGUUGGCAGGAACUGGUCUUUCUAACAAGCUGACCUUCACACCCCACUCCUACCUAGGGGAAUCAUGUAACUCAGUAAGAUAUGAAUGGUGUCAAAGGAGAGCCUUGGAGCCCACAGCCUUUUUCAUUUUGAAGGGAUCACUUGGGAUGAACCAACAGAGGGUCCAAUAAUGAAAACAGAAUUUUCCAGGAGGGCACAGAAUUGUGUAAGCUAAGCAGGCUUUGGAGAUGGGUUAAUUCAUAAGAAAAAAAAAAAAUUUAUUUAGGCUACACAUAGGAAACACACAGUGAAAAAAGUAAAGAACCCCAAGAAGCCUGAAUUCAGUGUGUAUUCGUGGUGCUAAGAAAGGGAUUGGAUUAUGUAGGCUGUCAUGGGCUUUUUUUUUUUUUUUUUUUUGAAUCUUGUCUUCCUUUUUUAUUAUCUUCCCUGGACAAGGAAAAGAGGAAAAGAAAGAAGUGGUGAUGGAUUCUUUCUCCUAGACAGGAAGAAAAGUGGAAAAGAGAGAACAUUUGAGAAGAGGGACCUACAAACUAUGCACCAAUAGGCAACAGCACAAAAUAUCAAAGAAUCCCAGGGAAGUGAAAAAAGCUCUAUUUGUCACUUUAAUCAUUUGGUUUGAUUUUUCUUUGAAUGUCACAUAACCUCAGGCUCUGCACCAAGUCUGCAGAACAGAACUUCCUCUGCCAUGCAUGCUGCCUGAUCAGUAUUACACACUACCGAUAUUGGAGAAGCAAACUGUGGUGGUUUUCUGAACACUUUGAGAGUAAAAUAAUUAUGUGAACUAUGGAAAGAAGCAAAAAAGUCAGAAUUGUUAAACUCUAAUGUUUCAUUGUUUACUGAAUUUUCAGUCUCCCACCCCAGAAUUUCCCUAUUUACAACAUUCCAGACUGCCGCGCCUCUGUAUAAUACUCAUCGUAAAGAGCUGGUAUCUUACAAGAGCUGGGUGCAUUCUCCUCCCUUACUAUCCCACUCCCCUUCUGGGAUUAGCUAUUAACAGCAAUGCCCACUACAGUGGACACAAGCACCUUGUAGAAGAAAGACUGUAUUUCGUAAAGGUUUUUGAAAGUUUAAGAAAAACUCUCACUUUUUAAAGCAUUUUUAUUUUAAAUUACAAAAUGGAUUUUUAGAAAUAUCUCUUGUAAAUUAUAUUAACAAGCUCCUUGCUGCUCCCUGAAGUAGACGUGCUAUAUCCCAGCCCUUUUUGUUUGUCUUGUUUUAAAGCAUGCCAUAUAACCUAUACCAUGUAAGCCAUAUGAGAGGUGGUAAUAUGUGCCAAAUUGGUAUGUUGAAUUGAGAUCUGGAUAAUCCAUGAAUUCCAAAGAUUAUGCCUUUAGGGAUUAGAACACUGUAGUUUUUUCCCCCUCUUUGUUCUCCCUGGGUUUAGGACUCACCCAAAAAUUCAGGUGUAGUGCCAAGGUCAGCCCUGGUGCAAGAUGAUGUGACUCAUGGCUCUGUCCAACUUACAGCUGCUUGCUUGCUCCCCAGGUACUUGUUUGAUAAAGCAGACUGUCAGCAUGGCAGUGCUGUCAGAGAAGAAACACCUCAGGGCAAAACCCUUGAAUAUAAAUACAGCACUUCCCCCUCCCCGGUAUUUGUCAAACCAGGUUUGUGCUGUGCUUUUUGAAACUGAAGUCACUUUGCCAGGCCACAAAUGUAGCAAAAACAGAGAGACUGAUAAUCCCUCUGUCCAUUUGUGUACACAAUUGAACCCCAGUUCCUGUGUGAUGGUACGCGGUGCUCUGGCCACACUGACAGAGUCAAAGAAAGCUGCUGUAGUUUUGCCACCUCCUUGACUCAUACACAAAUAGUGAGAGAUUGUGCAACUCCUGUAAAUCAGCUGUGGGAUACUUACUGGGACAGACAGAAAGCUCAGAGUCAUGCCCCUCAUUCAUUGCACCUCAAUUUUCUCAGCACUGCAAUGCCCCAGACCUCUGUUUUAAAUCUGUGAUGGUGGCUGAAGGCUUGGACAAGUCUGCCCUGGCUCUUGACUCCAUGGUGAACAUUCAUAAAGAGGGUUUUGGAAAAGCUCAGUUAUACACUGAGGCAAGUGGUGAUUUCAUAUAAGUGGUGACAAGCGGAGAGGCUCAGUAGUAGGUCUGCCUGUAUAAGAUGAGGCUGACCACAGAGAAGAUAAGGAAAAAAGUUGGCUCUGCUCUAGGGCCUGGAGUCAGAUUCUUCCUGAAGCCAAGAUUGUCCUUGCUUCUCAUCUCACUCUGUUCUUCAUCAGCAGUUGUGGUAGAGUUGAGUGCUGAAGGAGAAAUGAAAAUCUUAUUCCUUGUCCUCUAGCAGAGCCUGAGCAUGUAUAGCAAGCAGUUGUGAGGUUGAACACUGAGGCGUAAUCGCUUUAUCACACUGACAGCUGAAGAAGAGCUAGGGUCUGCUGUUGUCCUGGUACCUGUGCCUAGCACCAGCAUUUAAAGUGAAAUCACACUGUCUUUGGAAAUUAGUGGAGGAAGAGAAGAUGUGAGAAAGAAGGGUAUAAUCGAGGGCUUGUUCUGCUUCCUGCAGCAAUGUAGUCAUUACUAACUUUAUGAUGAAGUUCUUCACACCUAGAAGAGGAGAUACCUUUUAACUCUCCAGACUUUGUCCCUAGAAGUCUAGUGCUCACUCACCUCUGUGUCUCUGUGUUGUUCUUAAGCAGGUUGUGUUAGGAUGAUCCUAGAAAAGACUUGAAGAACUCCCUUCCCCUUCCACUCCCUUUGGUCUGAGUCACUCUUCCCAGUUGGUCAUAUGUCUCUGGAAAUGCUACGAGGUAAAGUGACUUCAGGGCAGCAAAGGCCCUUCCAUUCCCUGCAGCACAGCUGUUGUCCAGGCACUGGUUCCCUGCGAGAGCAGAAGUAGGACUAGUGUUCAGGGGUGAGAGAAUCUCUUCUAGGAAGACGUCCUGAGUGUCCUUCAGAAGCAUUUCUGUAACGUGUUCACAGUGUCUGAGGAAGAGAAAGGAAUCGCGAGGGUCCCUGGUGGGAGACUGUGGGGCAGGUGUUUCCAUAACAGUCAGCCCCACUAGCUGAAUCUUUCCUCUUCUUUAGGAAAGCUCAUGCUCUGAGCUGGGUUGCACGGGAAAAGUUUGUGUCAGGAGUUUCCGUGAGGGGAAAGGAGAUCAGUUGUACAGUUGAUGAUGUACAUGAUAUAUUCAGUUUUGUUUCUGGGUUGGUUGUUUUGGGGUUUUUUUUGUUUGUUUGUUUGGGGGUUAAAUGAUUUUUUUUUAAAAAAAAAAGGUUUUAGGAAUCUCUAAGGGGAACCUGUAAAUCUGACACCUCUAUUUAUUUUGCCUUAUUUUAGUUUGCUAUGUUUGUAUGUAUACACUGCAUUACAGCAAAGACUAUUGAGACCGUGCCAGGGCAUUACACCGGCUAGACAGCUGGCUUGGCUAUUGUGCAGCAAGCUGAGCUGGCAAGGGGAUGUGUGUGAGCAGUCUUGGUGUGGAAAGGGAGGGAAGAAAACAACUUUCCUUUUGCUUUUGUCAUAAUCAUCUGCCCCUGGUGCUCCUGGUUCUGGGAAAGUAUGCAUUUUAAAGCAUGUGAUGAACUGAUGCAGACUGGUUAUUUUAGAACCCUUUCUAUAAAACCUGUUUAUUUCUUAUCAUGAAUCAUGGUGAGAAGAUUGAGAAGAGUUAAGCUGCACAGUUGCUCGCUGAAACUUCACCCUUUCACACAAAUUCUCUCCAUAAUGCCAGAGAUGGGCAAAAGUGGUUCAUGCCCUGUUACAUCUCACCAGAAUUAACAAACUGGUGAGACAAACUGGGACAGUUCUUCCUCAGAGCUAAUAUUCCUUCUUAUCUUCAAGGGUCAGGAAGAAUGAUUUUUUCCACUUCCCCUCUCUCUUCCUACACCCCACCUACCCUGAUUAUCCAGGGUAAACAAAAGUCUUUCUACUGGUUAGUUUUCUACCCAUGGAAUCUCUAGCAAUCACCAGGUGUUUGGCCAUGGCUCCUUGGCUUCUGUACUUGACACAGAAAAUUUCUGGUUGCCUGCCAUGCAAAAAGGUAGUAUCUGUGGCCACCUUAGUUUCUGUUAUCAAAGGUUGAGGAGGCCAACUUGGGUAACAAUUUGGCCAACUAAAAAUAUAGAAUUUAUACGUGUGUGUGUAUAUAUAUAUAUAUAUAUAUAUCAAUAUAUAAAAUCUAUCUACUACUAUAAGUAGUAGUUUUGAUGACCAGUAUCCCCUGAAGUUGGCCAGUUUUUGCUCACUGUGCCUGCUGAGAAGGAUGCCAUCAGUCUAGCAUGGUAUUUUGGCACCUCAUUUCAUGAGAGAGUCUGGAUGCUUCCAGACAAGAGUCUUCUGUUACGGAUGGUAAUGUAGAAUAGAUCCCGUGCAACCAGUGCAAGUUGCUCUGAGUUUACACCAGUGUCAUUCUCAGCAACAUCUGGAUCAAAACUCUCCUUUAGGCAGUUUUGUCAGUUUAUGUGUUCCUCAGACCUCAUGAAGGGCUUGGUCUUUUCAGCUGUCCACCACCAGGAGCUCUUACCCAAGUGAUCUAGAAAAGCCUUCAUGACAAGCCAUUUCCUUACAGGCUUUUUAAAAACCUUUGCAGUUUUUAGGAGAAUUUUAAGGGGAUGUCAGGUACCUGAGCCACUCCGUGCUCAACACCUCCCUGCCAAAACAUCCCCACCUUCAGCCAUUCUCUUCCCCUGCAAGCCCGCUCAGCUUGAAACUCGCAGGUCACUUUGGGAGGUGCCCCUGCCUACCAAGCUAGAAAGUACCGUGCUGCUUACUGAAGUGGGAGGUUGUGUGCUGCUGUAAUGCCUUGGCAUAUCCUCAUUCCUUAGUCAGUUUAAGACUAUAAGUGAAUUAAAUGUACAAAUCCUGUAGUGUCCUUUUUAUCUGUAUCUUUUUAUAAGAAUAUACUGUAAUACUAAAAAACAAAAGAAAAAAAAUUAAAGAUAUAUUG
Messenger RNA from Athene cunicularia (burrowing owl), 9344 nucleotides. It is a transcript of the gene DAAM2, whose product is annotated as dishevelled associated activator of morphogenesis 2. The transcript is spliced from 26 exons. The record is from RefSeq and is a predicted model, not a curated record. Gene Ontology annotation, biological process: negative regulation of oligodendrocyte differentiation; regulation of non-canonical Wnt signaling pathway; positive regulation of canonical Wnt signaling pathway. Gene Ontology annotation, molecular function: actin binding; small GTPase binding. Lineage: Eukaryota; Metazoa; Chordata; Aves; Strigiformes; Strigidae. Bases 159 to 3413 code for a protein of 1084 amino acids.